Messenger RNA from Culicoides brevitarsis, 663 nucleotides. RefSeq names its product UDP-N-acetylglucosamine transferase subunit ALG13 homolog (gene Alg13). Bases 54 to 575 code for a protein of 173 amino acids. The record is from RefSeq and is a predicted model, not a curated record. The transcript has a single exon. Gene Ontology annotation, molecular function: hexosyltransferase activity. Gene Ontology annotation, biological process: dolichol-linked oligosaccharide biosynthetic process. Lineage: Eukaryota; Metazoa; Arthropoda; Insecta; Diptera; Ceratopogonidae.
CAACAAAAACAAGAAAUUCCUCCACACAAAAAAUCAAAAAUUCCCUAUUAAAAAUGCCUUUCUCAUCGAUUUUCGUCACAGUCGGCACCACGCAGUUCAACGAAUUGAUCAAAACCAUUUGCACCACAGAGGUUCGUGAAGCUCUCAAAGAAAUUGGUUGCAAAACACUAACAAUCCAAACGGGAACUGGUGACGUGCCCACAGAAAUUACCGAAAUCUACGCCAACACCGAAGGAAUCACCCUCAAGACGUACGAACUUAAAUCCACAAUCGCCCAAGACAUCAAAGAAGCAGAUUUGGUGGUUUCUCAUGCAGGAGCCGGAAGUUGUAUCGAAGUGCUGCGCGCAGGAAAACCACUGUUGACCGUUAUUAACGACGAAUUGGCGGACAAUCAUCAGGUAGAAUUGGCUGAGGAACUCUGUAGACAGGGAUAUUUGUUCUUUUGCACACCCAAGAGACUCGCACAGGCUUUGAGACAAUUCGACGCCACGAAAUUGAAAAAGUACGAACAAGGAAAUGUCAAGGAAUUCGUCAAGUAUUUGGAUAAUUUCAUGGGAUUUGAUGUAAAAGCGUGAGACGUCGCAAGCAGAUCUAGUUAACAUUGAAUUAUUUUUAAGAAUCUUCCACUUUUUUAUUCAGAAAUUAAUAAAACAAACAAUUAAC